Molecule: messenger RNA, 3644 nt
Organism: Oreochromis aureus
Lineage: Eukaryota; Metazoa; Chordata; Actinopteri; Cichliformes; Cichlidae
Gene: socs7
Product: suppressor of cytokine signaling 7
Exons: 10
Coding region: 124-2682 (852 amino acids)
Biological process (GO): phosphatidylinositol phosphate biosynthetic process; intracellular signal transduction
Cellular component (GO): phosphatidylinositol 3-kinase complex
Molecular function (GO): 1-phosphatidylinositol-3-kinase regulator activity
Source: RefSeq, a predicted model, not a curated record
CCUAUUUAUGGGAGGCAGCAGCUGCUUGGCCCUUUCUUUAUUAUAGGAACGAGAUCUCCGCGGUUAGCUAUGUGAAGAGCAGAUCGCCUAGCAAUUCUCGUUUCGUGAUCCUGACGAACAAUUAUGAACAACGCUCAAGAUAUGUCGCCCGAUUUUGUGUUGAUGCGCCUGGUUUCCGUGGCCGAGGAUGACCGCUUGGACGCAGAAAACGGGAAUCUGCCGCCGGGAGGAGUGGUGGCAGGGCUGGGGAAGGAGGUCCUGGCUCACAGCGGCGUCAAAGCGGGUUUGGAUAUAAGCCGAGAUCCAACGGAGGGCCUCCAGCAUCCCAGCAGCCACCUGAACAAAGCACCUCCGAGCACCGAGGGCACGGCUGCACCUGACUCUGGGGUGACGGAGAGCCGAGCCACACUGUCCGCGCCUCCGCCGCCGCAGAGCUCCAUGGAGGCCCAGGGCUUUGACUUCGCUCCCAGCCCCGGCCUACGGCCUCAGCUGUUAGUCUUCUCCAAUAUAAUGCGGAACGGAGAGGGGAUUUUGGAAUUAGACCGUCGGAAUCAGCCGAGGGAUGCUCUGGAUCAGAGCCCGGGAUCUGGCUGCUCCAGCCCAGCGGUCAAUAACAACACUCUGAGUGUCAGAGGGGUUCAGCAGCAGCAGCAGAACCUGCUGGACCGGACAUGGGGAGCGCAUUCGCCAGCCUCUGUGGAGAUGCAGGGAGCGGCUGAGCUAUGCCACCGGCAUCAACUCAUCGCCACUACGCCAGAGUGGCCCGUGUUGACGGAGAGAUCUAACCCUCUCGCCGUGAUUGACUCUAAAUGGGGAUGCGCCACCAGGGACAGGGAAGGAGCCGUGUUUGAGCUGGCCCGGCGGUUCGGGGAGCUUGGGGUUGGCGCGGUACCCAAAAUGCUGUUCAAAGCAGGCGAGCUCCCACACUGUUCGUGUCAGAGUGCACAUAGGCCGGCAGGAGGGGGAGUAGAGCCCGGCGAUGACCCAACAGAGACUAGCGACGCAUUGUUGGUGCUGGAAGGGCUGGGGAACGGGGACGUUGACGGUUUGGACAUGGACGAGUGUCCGGAGGAUGAGGCAGAUGAUGAAAACGGACGCCGGGAGUUUUUACUCAACAGGAAAAGGGAAAUAGUUCAGAAAAUGUCCGGGGCUUUCUCCAUCAGCAGUUUUCAAGUGGAACUGAGGAGGCAGGUGGAGGAGACGGCAACAGAAGCAGCGGCUGCGGCGCACAUUGCCACGCAAGUGUGCAGCCUCCACGGGAAUUUAUCCGGCCGGUUCUCGCAGGUAAGCUGUGGGAAUACAGAGGUUGUCACGCAUGCUUCAGCCAAGUCACCGUCGACUACCCCGGCCCAGAGCUCGCCCUGGGCCACAAGCCCGAACCUGAGCCAGGCGUCGACACCCAGAAGGCGGCCGGAGCGGUGCGCCAGUGCGCCCCGGACUCCCACGGGCAGGGCCACGGGCGGGGAAAAGAUGCUGAAAGUUCCAGGGAAGUCGAAAAAGGGCUCGUUAAAGAUCAGACUAAGCAAAUUGUUCCGGACUAAAAGCUGCAGCGGCUCCAGUCACCUGCUGGACAAAAGGCCCUCCGUGACUUAUUCAGUAUCUUCUGCCGGGAGUCUGGUGGACAUGGCGUGUGCAGCGGGUGCUGAGCAGGAUGCAGACAGCCACAGCCAGCCCAGACUGACCAGGGCCCACAGUGCCUUUUCCCCAGCCUCCCUCUCUGCCUCUCUCUCAACUUUCACUGGUGAGACCGUUUCUCUAGUGGAUGUGGAUAUUUCACAGCGAGGGGCGAAUACACCACACCCUCCCACACCUCCACCCCCUCCUCGUCGAAGUCUCAGUCUCUUAGACGACAUAGCCGGGCCCCAGCCUGGGCCUUUCCUAGUGAGCGUCAUGGGCGCCUCACUGCAGUCUCUUCCUCUGCCUCUUCCUCCUCCUCCUCCUCCUUCCCACACCACCAUCCAGCACAGUCUCAGCCUCAAUGAUGCUUUCCUACGGGCCCUUCCUCAUUCAAACCCAUCACCAGCUGAUGCUCCACCCCCCAUCAGACAGGCCCCACCCCCCAUGCUGUGUGCCCUGCGGCGGUCAGAAGCCAGCAACUUCACCGCCAGUCUGAGAGAACUGGAGAAGUGCGGCUGGUACUGGGGUCCCAUGAAUUGGGAGGAUGCGGAGAUGAAGCUGAAGGGUAAACCAGACGGAUCCUUCCUGGUUCGUGACAGCUCAGACCCUCGGUACAUCCUGAGCCUCAGCUUCAGAUCGCAGGGAGUCACACACCACACUCGCAUGGAGCACUACAGAGGGACGUUCAGUUUGUGGUGUCACCCGAAGUUUGAGGACCGCUGUCACUCUGUGGUGGAGUUCAUCGAGCGAGCCAUCAUGCACUCCAAGAACGGGAAAUUCCUCUACUUCCUCCGCUCCAGAGUCCCAGGACUACCUCCCACUCCGGUUCAGCUGCUGUAUCCUGUGUCUCGCUUCAGCAAUGUGAAGUCACUUCAACAUCUCUGUCGCUUUUGCAUCCGACAAAUAGUCCGCAUCGACCACAUCCAAGAGCUUCCACUGCCCAGGCCACUGAUCUCCUACUUGAGUAAGUUUUAUUACUAUGACCCAGAGGAGGAGAUGUACCUGUCAAUCAAGAGCAUCCGGAGGGUAGUGGGAGUAGGGCAGGAGGCCGAGUCGCAGACGUAGCAGCAGGGCUCUUCUCAGCUCAAGUUUUGCUGUGGAGGACUGUACUGUCUGUACUGGUCUACCAGUCUUCCAGCAUCGGCCAAUCAGAGUCUCUGGAAAUCAUUGUGUCCAAUGUGACUGGGAUGGAACCUCCUAUGUGUGUAUUUGGACUAAUGAGAGGAAUGAUGUAUGCUUGCAGUUGGAUGGUGGUGCAAAUGCAGUGGACUCAGUGACUUCUGAGGAGGGACUGUAGAGAUACGCUCACCUGAAAACAUGUCGACAGGCACAAAAACAGAGCCUGAAUUAUGAACUCAAUUUCCUGAACCUGUUGAAAUGGACUUUUAAAACACAAUGCACUGGUCAAUUUGUACAACUGUUGUUCGCUGCCAUUUCCUUGUUUUUCCUUCCAUUUUGUCAAAAAAGGGGAUUUUGGAUUAAAAGAUGUCCUCAGUACUGGCAUACACACAGAGGCAGGGCCACAGAGGCCUGUCAAAUCGUUUGGUGUCUUCAUCAUCUGAAACUGAAACCCAAAAGUUGGACCCUAUGAAUCAGCUAAAAAAGUUUUUUUUUUUUUAAAUCCCAUGAGUAAAUUUCUUCAUUUUAUUUAAACUCAUUUAAUGUGAUAUGACACAAUUUGAGGAACUACACUAAGGGAUAUAUUAAGAGUAUUGACUGUGGCCCUUCACAUGCAGCAACCAGCACUGGUUAUUUUCACUAUUAUACAUUAAUCAGUGUGCCAGCUAUUUUUUAAAAGUGGCAAUAGGCAUUUUUCACUAUAACCCAUUUUUCUAAACUGGACUCCUUGUUUUUAAAAAACAAACAAACACCCACUUCUAUUGGGUAAACAGCCAGCCAGCUGUUGUUACUUUAUGUGAACCUACUGUGAGCUUUGAGCGCUCAAACCCAUGGAAUUAAUUCUGAGAUACAAGCUGUUUUGCUUUAAGUCUUCCUUGUCUUUAGCCCCUCAACAACAGGACUUGUGU